Microtus ochrogaster (prairie vole) is the source of this 507-nucleotide messenger RNA. Its product is annotated as interleukin-3. Lineage: Eukaryota; Metazoa; Chordata; Mammalia; Rodentia; Cricetidae. The record is from RefSeq and is a predicted model, not a curated record. The transcript has 5 exons. Bases 1 to 507 code for a protein of 168 amino acids.
AUGGCUCUUGUGAGCUCCAACACCAGUCUCUUCUCCUUGCUGCUUCUGUUCCUGAUGCUGCUCCACCAGGGACUCCAGACUCCAGUGCCGCCUUCAGUUUCAGCCUCAGGCAAAGCCAGCAAGUUGAAUUGCAACAUUAUUGCCAAGGAGAUUAUGAGUUCCAUCGAAGUGAGUAUCUGGGUAUCUGAUCUCGCUGAACACGAUGUCAUAAUGUCACUGCAGAAUAAGACCUUGUGGAGAGCAAACCUGUGUGAAUUCCUGAGAAUGGGAAAUGUAUCGAAAAUAGACAAAAUCGAGACCAAACUUAAGAUACUUGGGCGUUGCCUACCCAAGGUUGAGAGCACCUCUGAGAUGACGAGCAUCUUCCUUACAAAUGAUGAGAAGGACUUUAAUAAGAAACUGAGGUACUUUGUGAGCCAACUGGAAGAUCUGCUGCCAACACAGAUUCCUACAACACCUGAUCCGACCUCUGACCCGGUCACGUCUUGCUCUGUGACCAUGGAAUAA